Vitis riparia (riverbank grape) is the source of this 2197-nucleotide messenger RNA. RefSeq names its product GEM-like protein 4. The transcript is spliced from 7 exons. The coding region runs from base 1242 to 1898 and encodes 218 amino acids. NCBI's taxonomy places the organism in Eukaryota, Viridiplantae, Streptophyta, Magnoliopsida, Vitales, Vitaceae. The record is from RefSeq and is a predicted model, not a curated record.
GGUGCUUAAAGGGUUCAGCUGUUGGAAAGUUCAGCCUUCUACAUUUGUCCCAUCACCUCCCUCUGAGUGUCAUGUCGCAAAGUUAAGAGGCUCUAAACUCCCAACCCCUCCACUUGAUCUUCCCAAAAGUUCUCUUUAACCCACAUGCUGACUCCUUUUCUACCCUGCCUCCGAGGUACUCUACCCACUCACCACUUGCUCCUGUUGUGCCAUGUUUCCACCCAGCCCAACCAUCUUCCCUUUGAUGUAAUUUUCUCCCUAGUUGCCUUUCAUACCAUAAUCUCUCCUUUUUUCAUGCCUGAUUCUCUCUUUAACAUCAGGCAGCAAUUUCCUCUUACAUGAAAACCACCGAUGUCAAAUAGCUAAAGAACUUAUUAACAUGAGGGUGAGGCAAUAGCAUACGAACUUAAGACACUUGCAUAUUGGGGUGUGCAAUCAAUUAUUGGUUGAUGGCUCAAUUGGAUGUGCCAAGGGUCAAUUUGGAGCAGGGCUAUAUUCAAACUAAGAUACUUCAAUUAUCAUGAGACCCCUAAGUGAAACUUUCCUUUUUCAUGGUUGUGUUAUGGCAGUUGUAAGAACUAAUAAUUUCCUCCACUUGAUGGCAGCAUUGCCCUUUGGCAUUUUGAUUUUCUAAUAAGUUUGCAUGAAAAUAUCCCCAGGUUUUUCUAAUCAUGAGGGGAUUCAGAUUUGCCUCAGGACAAGUCUCAUUGUCUCCAGGAAGCAUCAAACUGUGUCAGAUUGUCAACUGCAGUGCUGUGAUGAUUAUUGCUACCAGCGCAUGAAGAGACAGGGGAAACCUGUUGUAUUGUCAUCUAAAUUGAGGUUUAAUCUGGUCUCAUUGAAAUGACAACAUGCAUACAGGCUAUCAGUCUGUAAUUGCUCUGUGGAGUCCCCUAUUCAUACCAGUUCAGGGUAUUCAUGAUAUUCACCUGGCAGUUUGAGUGGAGGAAUGUUAAGCUGAGACUUGACAUUUGGAAAGGGUGAAGCAUCGUUAAUCAACCCGGUCUACCACCCCUUUUCCUUAAAUUCUAAGGAUGAGGAUAAAAGAGAAGAUAAAAAGACUGAGAAGAAGCAUGAGAUUGCACAUGGCAAGCUGGUCCUAUCAGGUUUAAGAAUAGUUUUGAUCAACCUCAAAGUGUUUCUUCAAUCUCUUGAAAGUAGAGUGUUCCAGACUUACGUGUUGCAGAUAACUGACAAGGCAGCUGGAGAUACAGAUACCGAAUUGCGGCACUUCUAACAAUAUGAAGAACCAACUCCAAGAACACAUUAUUGGAAUCCCAGUCAGCUGCCAAUAUGAUAAGCCAUCUCCUUCAAAUGUAUCUGGGGCAGUCAUCCCAAAAAAAAUGAAUUCAAUGAAUUAUAGGAUGAACAACAGCAGGAAGAAGGCAGACAAUGUUGUGGAUGGAGUCCGAGAGCAUGUGAGAUUAGGGCUUAAGUUCUCUGAAACUGUGAAGGGAAAGUUGAGCUUGGGGGCUAGGAUUCUUCAACUUGGGGGAGUGAAGAGAGUUUUCAGGCAAAAUUUUGGUGCUAGAGAAGGAGAAAAGCUAUUGAAGGUUUCCCAAUGCUAUUUAUCGACAACAGCAGGCCCUAUAGCUGGCCUCCUCUUUAUCUCCACUCAAAGAGUUGCCUUUUGUAGUGAAAGAUCAAUCAAAUUUUCUUCUCCAAAUGGUGAAUUAGUUGGAAUCCAUUACAAGGUCUCUAUCCCACUAAGAAAGAUUAAGAGGGCCAACCAAAGCGAGAAUAUGAAAAAGCCAUCUCAAAAGUACAUGGAAAUUGUUACUAUGGAUAACUUUGAGUUCUGGUUUAUGGGAUUCUUGAAUUACCAGAAAGCUUUCAGCUAUCUUCAACAGGCAAUCUCUCAAGUGCAGAAUCCAGUCCAAGGUGAUUCAAUCCAAUAAGUUCUUCCCUCCUGCUUCAAAAAAUGUAUUUACACAAACCUGAUAAAGCUCUGCACAGUUGAAGGCUUUGUACAAAUAUGUUUUUUUGUUAAUGAGAAAUGAUCUUCAAUUCUUCAACCCUUAUUUUCUACUCAGUCAUUGAACAAGUUCUUCCCAAGUGAUAAUUGUGCUAGUACUUGAGUAGCUUGGGGAGAUGAAAUCUUUCAUCUCCCUGGGGUUCUCAACAACCAAACACAAUUUGCUGAAACUGUGGUAAGAUUGGGGGCUAAGAUAUCUGAACUGUGAAACAGAAGUUGAGC